Molecule: messenger RNA, 948 nt
Organism: Fusarium venenatum
Lineage: Eukaryota; Fungi; Ascomycota; Sordariomycetes; Hypocreales; Nectriaceae
Biological process (GO): regulation of transcription by RNA polymerase II
Molecular function (GO): zinc ion binding; DNA-binding transcription activator activity, RNA polymerase II-specific
Source: RefSeq, a predicted model, not a curated record
AUGCCGCUCAACGAGGAUAGUCUCGCGGAUUUGGAGCUACUGGAGCACUGGCAUCGAUAUCCCAUAACAGGGGACCUGUCGGAGACCACGAAGCAACUGCAGUACAGCCUCGUCCGUCUAGGCUUCUCUCACCAUUAUUUGCUGAACAGUGUUCUGGGUCUUACAGCCCUUCAGCUCUACAGUGAAGAUAAGUCCCAGGCUAAGUGGUACGCUAGAGCCGUUGCACACCAGCAGGCCGCAAUUGUCCGAGCCAGGCCGCACUUCGAGUCCCAGGAUCAGACGCACCAACAAGCCCUGCUGGGAUUUUCAGCUUUCACUUCAAUGUAUGCGGUAGCGGAACCUAUGUUUCGCCCCCCCGGAGUCCGGUCUUUGGCACAAUUCGACCCUGUCGAGGAGCUAUUAAAGGCACUUCAAUUUAGCCGUUCUACCUUGAUGUUUGUACAGCAGAACUUCGCCCCUAUAGUCGUCUCACAAUCGUGGCUUCUUACAAAAUUUGUGGCCAAUCACCAAAAUACUCAAAGGGAUCUCGAAGUAAGGUAUCCACAGCUUGCAUCUCUCUGGGAAUGCAUAGACCGUUGGUGUGUGGGGGAACAGAAGACAUCAUGCCUUCACGCCGUUCAAGUACUGUUCCGCCGCAUUGCAAUGCUCUCGGACAACGUCGGAGACCCUGAACCGGGCAAGGUGAUUUGGGGCUGGGGACUCGAGAUAGAUCGUGUCUUUCUAGAUUUAUGUUCAGCGCGACAUCCCGUGGCACUCACCAUUUUGGCUCAUUUUACUGUUCUAAUGAGCUUCUAUAAGGAGCACUGGUGCCUUAGAGAUUGGCCAAGCGGGCUGUUAGGAUAUAUCAUGGAGGUUCUUGGGGAGGAAUGGGAAGAAGCUAUGAGGUGGCCAGCUAAUGUUAUCUUUGGAUUAGAAACUCACAGCGAUGUAGGGUAUCAAGGUGUAUAA